AUGAAGUUCUCUGCAAUCACUUUGAUAUCUGGCGCUUUGAUGUCCCUCUCUGGUUUGUCUAUGGGUGUUUUUGCCUGCCCCAUCAAGCAUGACUCUAGCAUCGUUCAUGGAAAGACCUUUGAUCGUGUGGUUAUCAUUGUUCUCGAGAACACUGAUUUUGAGACUGCUGCUGCUGACUCCUAUUAUGCUUCAUUGGCAGAGAAACACAAUGGCGUCCUCUUGACCAACUAUCUUGCUAUUACCCAUCCUUCUCAGCCCAAUUAUAUCGCUAUGAUCACUGGGUCAGUUGAAGGUGUCUACAGAGAUACUAUGGCUAACCUUGAUCGUCGUUCGCUCGUUGAUCUUAUGGAGGCAAAGGGAAUUAGCUGGAAGUCUUACCAGCAAGCAUAUCCAGGAUCUUGCAACCUUGAUAUGCGUAUCUCUACAUACGCACGUAAACACAAUCCUUUUAUGUCCAUGGUUAAUGUCCAAAAAGAUCCCAAAUUGUGUGCCAAGAUUGUCAAUGCUGAUCAGCUUGAUAUUGAUAUCGCAAACAAUGAUGUUCCUCAGCUCGUCUUUUAUACUCCUGAUAUGAACAAUGAUGCUCAUGAUACCUCUAUGAGCUAUGCUGGAAACUGGCUUAAAAGCUUUAUCGAGCCUCGUAUUAAUCAAACUGCUUUCAACAAGAAUACUAUGUUUGUUACCACAUUUGAUGAAAACCACACCAAAGAGAUUCCCAACAGAGUCAUGACAUUCCUCUUUGGCCCUGACUUUAAGCGUUCGUCUACUGGUUCCAGCGAUGAUACCGCUUACAACCAUUACUCUCUCUUGAGAACAAUUGAAGAUAAUUGGGAGCUUGGCAAUCUUGGACAGAACGACGCUACUGCUGUCCCUUUUGAUAUUUAA
Messenger RNA from Phycomyces blakesleeanus NRRL 1555(-), 885 nucleotides. RefSeq names its product secreted acid phosphatase. The transcript has 6 exons. The record is from RefSeq and is a predicted model, not a curated record. Gene Ontology annotation, molecular function: hydrolase activity, acting on ester bonds. Lineage: Eukaryota; Fungi; Mucoromycota; Mucoromycetes; Mucorales; Phycomycetaceae. Gene Ontology annotation, biological process: phospholipid catabolic process. Bases 1 to 885 code for a protein of 294 amino acids.